This is a messenger RNA of Onychomys torridus (southern grasshopper mouse), 957 nucleotides long. Its product is annotated as dynein heavy chain 10, axonemal-like. The transcript is spliced from 5 exons. Bases 1 to 957 code for a protein of 318 amino acids. The record is from RefSeq and is a predicted model, not a curated record. Lineage: Eukaryota; Metazoa; Chordata; Mammalia; Rodentia; Cricetidae.
AUGAGUGACUCUCCACCAGGUGAGAUCAAGCUGGAGAUGCCUAGCAUCAGUGUGGAGGGGGAAGUGUCGGAGCUGGCAGCCAACCCAGAAAUGCUGGAGUCCUUGGAGCAGUGUGUGAUCAACUGGCUGACCCAGAUUUCCUCUGCUCUGGAGAUCCAGCUGAAGAAGACACCCCAGGGCAACGGUCCUCUGGCUGAAAUUGAGUUCUGGCGAGAAAGAAAUGCAACGCUGAGUGCCCUCCACGAGCAAACGAAGCUUCCAUUUGUUAGGAAGGUCUUGGAUGUGAUCAAGGAAGGUGAAUCCAUGAUCACAGCCAACGUGCAGCCUGUCCUGACCGAGCUGUUCAAACUCCACAUGGAGGCCUCGGACAAUGUGCGCUUCCUGUCCACCGUGGAACGUCACUUCAAGAACAUCACACAUGGUUCCAGCUUCCAUGUGGUCCUGGACACCAUCCCAUCCAUGAUGAGCGCCCUGCGCAUGGUGUGGAUCAUCUCGAGACAUUACAACAAGGACGAGAGGAUGAUCCCACUCAUGGAGCGCAUCGCCUGGGAGAUUGCUGAGCGCGUGUGCAGGGUCAUCAACCUGCGCACCCUGUUCAAAGAAAACAGAGCGAACGCCCAGCACAAAACCCUGGAUGCCAGAAACACUCUCAAGCUAUGGAAGAAAUCCUAUUUCGACAUCCGGGCCAAGAUCGAGGCUUCUGGUAGGGAGGCGCGCUGGGAGUUUGACCGGAAGCGGCUGUUUGAGAGAACAGACUACAUGGCCAGCAUCUGCCAGGACCUGGCAGAUGUCCUGCAGAUCCUCUCCUGGCCUCAGUUCCAGAGUGGGUCUGCAUGCUUUGAGAUACUCAGUGCCACCGAGCAGGCCGUGGGCUUGCAGGCCUCUUCCCUCAACUCUCGGCUGGCACUGUGGCGUACAACGCUGGGCUGGCCAGGGGAGUGGGUACAAUGGCAGUGA